GCGGGCUGGGCGGGCCCCGCUGCUGGCCGCUCCGGGUCGGGCCUGGCGUCGCCAGCGUCAGCGCGAGACUCCGUCGGGCCUCCCGGAGCGGCGGCGGAGCCAGCGGACGCGCGCAUUUGUGCGCCAGGGAGCGCGCUCUCGGCGAGAGCGGGGGAGGGGCCGCGCGGGUUGUGCAGACUCUGGGUGCAGGGAGACGCCCGAAACCCGAUCUGACCCUGCGCUGGGGCGGUGCCUGGUCUUUACGCCGGGACCGAAAACGUCCCCGCCGCUUUCCACGGAGGACUGAAAAUGAGCCUCGGGAGGAGGGCUACCCACCUGGAGAAGCCUAGGGCGUUUCUCAUCGGGUUGCUAUCGAUGGGGGUGAGGGGACUUAGGGUGGAGACUAUUCCGCUGGUCAGCACAAUCCAGACCGGGCACUAAAUGCCAGUAACUGCCCCUUUCCAUUCAUGACGACCCCGAAAGUGUCCCCCCAAAUUAACAAACGUUGGAAGUGCUCCUUAAAUCGCAGGCUUUAGCACUUUCUAGAUUAGAGUCUGGUUGCCACUUGUGAGCCUCCACGUUUCCAGAUCUGUAAACUUUUAAUACUUAAACUUGAAGGGUGAUUGUAAAGAUUAGAAAUAACAUGAGCGGUCUAAUAGCUGAUAGGUAGUAGGUGCUCAACAACUGGUUACUUACAGGUGUAACCAUGUAACUUAGCAUUCCUGUGAGGAUUUGGUUCUUCCCAGAGACAGUCCCACCUCAGAAACACUUCUCCUAAAAGAAUUUGUGAAGCCAGACAAUGCCUAUUGACCUGGGGCAGGCCCUAGGCCUGCUGCCCUCAUUGUCGAGGGCUGAAGAGGACUCAUUCUCUGGAUCAGAUGCUGCCACUCCUGGGGAGCUCUCCAGCCCUGAGACUGCACGCCAGCUCUUCAGGCAGUUUCGUUACCAGGUGCUGUCUGGGCCUCAUGAGACCCUGAGACAGCUUCGAAAGCUGUGUUUCCAGUGGCUGCAGCCAGAGGUUCACACCAAGGAGCAGAUCCUAGAGAUUCUCAUGUUGGAGCAGUUUCUAACCAUUCUCCCUGGAGAGAUCCAGAUGUGGGUGCGUAAACAGUGUCCAGGCAGUGGAGAAGAGGCAGUGACACUUGUGGAGAGCUUAAAGGGAGAUCCAAGGAGACUAUGGCACUGGAUCAGCAUCCAAGUUCUAGGACAGGAAAUCUUAUCAGAGAAGAAGGAAUCCUCCAGAUGCCAAGUGAGUGAAGUGGAGCCCCAUCUUGAAGGGGCACCUCCAGAGUUGGGACUUCAGAGUUCACCUGCAGGACCCCAGGAGCUGCUGAAUCACAUCGUGAAAAAGGAAUCUGACAUGGAACCAGAAUUAGCUCUGGCUGCUUCCCAGCUUCCUGCCCAACCUGAGGAAAGGCUCAUUAGAGAUCAGAACUUUGGAGCUGCACUUCUCCCUGCUGCACCUCAGGAGCACUGGAUACACCUGGAUUCUAGUCAAAAGGAGCAGUACUGGGAUCUCAUGCUGGACACCUAUGGAAAAAUGGUCUCAGGAGCAGGUAUUUCCAACACUAAGCCUGACCUGACUAAUUCAACAGUAUAUGGGGAAGAGCUGACAGGACUGCAGCUUCAUGUCAGUGAGAAGAUCCCACGACUCACUUGCACAGGAGAUAGACAAGAAAACGACAAAGAGAACUUAAACUUGGAAAAUCACAGGGACCAGGAACCCUUGGUUGCCUCUUGUCACACCUUGGGCGAGGCACUUCCUCAGCCUUCCUUGAGGGACUUUUUCUGUGAAGAUGAAUCAGGACACUUUGGAAGAGAGAAUCUCCCUGAGGCACCAGAAAAACUUCAGGGUGAGGUGGCAGGGGAACAACUCUCUCCUCAUGGAAGCAGUUCUGAGAAGCAAGUAGGUCAGUCUAUGCCAAAUCCUCCUUCAGCAGAACUGUCUGCCAUGUGGUUGGAGGAGAAGAGAGAGGCCAGUCAGAAGGGGCAGCCACGAGCCCCCAUGUCCCAGAAACUCCCCACCUGCAGGGAGUGUGGGAAAACCUUUUAUAGGAAUUCACAGUUGGUUUUUCACCAAAGAACUCAUACCGGAGAGACAUAUUUUCAGUGCCCCAUCUGCAAAAAAGCCUUUCUGCGGAGCUCAGACUUUGUGAAACAUCAGAGAACGCACACAGGAGAGAAGCCCUGUAAAUGUGAUUACUGUGGGAAAGGCUUUAGUGACUUCUCAGGAUUGCGCCACCACGAGAAAAUCCACACAGGAGAGAAACCCUAUAAAUGUCCCAUCUGUGAGAAAAGCUUUAUUCAGAGGUCGAACUUUAAUAGACAUCAGAGGGUUCACACAGGAGAGAAACCUUAUAAAUGUUCCCACUGCGGCAAAAGUUUCAGCUGGAGCUCAAGCCUUGACAAACAUCAGAGAUCCCACUUGGGAAAGAAGCCUUUUCAGUAGCCAUGCUUGCUCAGCCCCCGUGUGUCCCCCACUCUGUUUUAAAAGUGCUCAGCUCCACCUGGAGGAAUAGCAUCCCUAAGAGGAUAUCUUGUUCUCUCUUCAUGGAUUGGAGGGGAGAGAACCUGGACAUGGUUUUGGACUUGAAGAUGUAUCAGCCUCUGGAUCUGAUUUCACAGUGACUUAAAUUCUUGCUACUUCAUUAGGAGAAAGAAUAGUCUUUAUGUUUCAGGACAUUUCUUCUUUUGGACCCCUUGGAAAAAAGUUUCAUUUAGAGGUUGGUUUUAGAAGUGCUUUCUGAAGAGAGUUUAACCAGGUGGCUGCAAGUCAUUGCUUGUGGGAAGAACCCUGAAUCAGCCCUUUAGGAUUGGGGUUCUAGAGCAGGUCUCCUGAUAGAGAAUGAGAGGCACAGAGGGCCAGUAAGCUCACAUGGUUAAAAAAUUAACUUCAAGUAUCUGUUUUAAAUAAACUUGAUUGAGCCAC
Molecule: messenger RNA, 2908 nt
Organism: Sciurus carolinensis (gray squirrel)
Lineage: Eukaryota; Metazoa; Chordata; Mammalia; Rodentia; Sciuridae
Gene: Znf18
Product: zinc finger protein 18
Exons: 7
Coding region: 779-2428 (549 amino acids)
Biological process (GO): regulation of transcription by RNA polymerase II
Molecular function (GO): DNA-binding transcription factor activity, RNA polymerase II-specific; RNA polymerase II cis-regulatory region sequence-specific DNA binding
Source: RefSeq, a predicted model, not a curated record